Messenger RNA from Strongylus vulgaris, 521 nucleotides. The record is from the annotation of a GenBank genome assembly. Lineage: Eukaryota; Metazoa; Nematoda; Chromadorea; Rhabditida; Strongylidae.
AUGCUCAUCCUAUGAGUAUCAUACUGGAAAAAGGUAGUCAUCAUGUCGAUAAGGGUCGCAUUUGCUCGUAAUCCUCCAGAUGCCUUUUCGAACUGUCUUCACUUUCCAACCCUUGAUCCAACUUUUAGUUGUCCAUUUCCAGGAUGGUGUGCUGAGGUGAUGAAAAUGCUUGCCGAUUCGCUGAAACUUGAAAUAGACACAGUGCUCUUCGACAACGAUGUUGGAUCCCUUAAUUGGGGAACUUUACAGAAAAAUGAUUCAUGGACAGGAGUUCUAAGCUAUUUGGCUGACAACAUAACUGACAGUGCCUGCUUGUUCUAUCAAAGGACAGAUUUGCGAGAGCAGUACUUCGAGUUAUCAUAUCCGGUAACAAAUGUGCAACCAGUUUAUGUGGUCAGAAGGCAAAAGACUACGAUUGGUUCCGUAUUGUGGAAUGCUUUCAAACCAUAUUCUUAUACAACAUGGCUAGGCAUACUAGGUAAGGGUAAACUUUUGCGAUUAACUCGUAGAGUAUGUUAACA